AUGACUGAGGCUAUACAAAUAAACGAUCUGCCUCUGGAAACUUUUAUCGAAAUAUUGCUAAAAAUUGAUGGAUAUUCAUUGGGUCGUUGUCGAAGAGUUUGCAAAAGAUGGAAGGCAUGUAUUGAUGAAAUAGAUAAUUUAUGGCUAAAAAUGUGUAAAAAAGAGUUUAAACAUUCAUCAGAACUAGCUAAAACGAAAUCUGGUAAUGAUUGCAAUUGGUAUCAUAUAUAUAAAAACCUGAAAUUAUGGUCUGAUUUAUCAUUCUUCGAAAAAAAUGUUAGAGAAUUUUACAAAUUCACUAUUCACGAUAAAUCUCAUCUUUUAAACAUUGACUAUGGGGUUUUGCCUUUGAAAGAUUCCAAAGGAAUUGUGUUAUAUGAUGUGAGUACAUUGAAAUAUAUUCCAGUAGCUUUACCUGAGCGCAACUGUCUUAAAAUCGCCAAUACUGAUCAUGUAUCAGUAAUACAAUUAAAAUCUGGGAUUCUAAUCCAAAGAACUGUUGAAAUUCCAUCUUUUGCUACAGAAGAGUUUUUCAAAGCUGAUAAUUUUGUUCUUACAAAUGAUGCUGUUUAUUUUUACAAUAAUAGGGAUGUUUUUAAAUGUGAUCUAAUGAAUCAAAGUUUAACACCAAAUUUGAUUAUUCACUGUGAUUAUGAUAUCAAAGAACUGCAAUAUAAUAAUGAAAUUAUACAUGUUUUUACUGAUUGUGGUAAAAUUGUUAAUAUAACAAAAGAUAAGGAAGUAACUGUACAGCCGUUGAGGUGCCCAGUAGAAUGGAUUAGACAAAUAAAGCAUAUAUGUGCUAUCAAUGACAGAAAUUUUGUUUGUUAUUCUCGGAGUUUAUUUAAAAUUGAAACUGACAAAUAUCAACAUUUGUAUUUAGAAUUCCCACCUAUAACAGCGUUGUUUUUUUAUGUGGAUGUUGUUUUAAUUGGGACAAGAGCAGGUGAAAUUCUGCUUUAUAGAUUAUCAAGUCAAAAGAAAGCUAUACGACCUAUUUUUGAAACAUUAGCAACUUUACCGGAAGGAAAAUUCGCUGUUCAAUUGGAUGUUUGCGAAAGACCAACUGGCCCUACUAUUGUAGCAUCUACAUUUUUUGAAUUAUAUCUUUUGGAUAUAAAUUUCUUUCCUAACGAACAAAAAGCAAAGCAAACAUUCUCUACAAACAAACUUCGUAUGUACAAGAGAUUAUUGAAACUAAAAGAGAGACUGCAAAGACGAGAAGAAUUAAAACUA
Messenger RNA from Brenthis ino (lesser marbled fritillary), 1236 nucleotides. NCBI's taxonomy places the organism in Eukaryota, Metazoa, Arthropoda, Insecta, Lepidoptera, Nymphalidae. The record is from the annotation of a GenBank genome assembly.